CAGCCUGUCCUUCAUGCCACCAUGGACCUGGACAAACCGUCCAUGUGGGGCUCCCUCAAGCAGCGUACCCGGCCAUUGCUCAUCACCCUGGCCAAGAGGAAGAGCCGGAAGGGACCUAACCAGACCCCGGGCAUCGGGCCUCACCAUCGCCUGGACCGUCGCCUCAGCCUGUCUGUGCCCGACUUGCUGGACAGUCAGGGUCUGGGCCCCCCAGGACCCUACUCGGGGCCUCAGUCGGCCUCCACAUCGGUGCUUAGCAGCCUAUCCACUUCAGGCGUUGCACCCCCUCGCUCCCUGCAACAGUCCCAGGAAGAGCUGGGCUGGGACUCGGAGAUGGGAGGUGGCCCCCAGGCCGGGGACACUGACUCGGAAGAUACUGGGGUUUUACUCACCAAGGAUGCUAGUGACACCAGUCCUGGGUUCUCUAAUGUGACCCAGCUGGGCCCCUCAGGGGAUGAAGGCCCAGAGGAAGACGAGAAGCUCUGUGGAAGCAGCGACCCGCAGAUCCCUGGGACACCCCAUCAUGUAGAAGAACAAACAAUGCCGGGGCAGGCGGGCGACUCUGUGGGCAGCCUCCCGGGCCCCUUCGCCUACCUGCUGACUGUCCACCUGAAGGAAGGUCGCAAUCUGGUCAUUCGGGAUCGCUGUGGCACAAGUGAUCCCUAUGUGAAAUUUAAGCUGAACGGAAAGACCUUAUAUAAAAGCAAAGUCAUUUAUAAAAACUUGAACCCCGUGUGGGACGAAAUUGUGGUGCUACCCAUUCAAAACCUGGCCCAGAAGCUACGAGUGAAGGUAUACGACCGAGAUCUGACCACGUCGGAUUUCAUGGGCUCAGCUUUUGUCACACUCAGUGAACUUGAACUGAACAGAACGACUGAACAUAUUUUAAAAUUGGAAGAUCCCAACAGUUUGGAAGAGGACAUGGGAGUGAUUGUCUUAAAUCUGAACCUGAUAAUAAAGCAGGGAAAUUUCAGAAGACAUCAUUGGUCCAACCGGAAGAGAUUAAGUGCCAGCAAGUCUUCUCUGAUCCGAAACCUGCGGCGACUCUCCGACUCCUUGAGAAAGAACCAGCUCUGGAAUGGAAUAAUCAGUAUUACCUUGCUGGAAGGAAUGAACGUCUCGGGGGGAAACAUGGCUGAGAUGUUUGUCCAGUUUAAACUUGGGGAUCAAAGGUACCGGAGUAAGACACUGGUUAAGAGUGCAAACCCGCAGUGGCAGGAACAGUUUGACUUUCACUACUUCUCUGACAGGAUGGGUAUCCUGGAUAUUGAGGUGUGGUCAAAGGACGGCAAAAAACAUGAGGAACUCCUGGGCACGUGUAAAGUCGACAUCUCAGCACUCCCAGUCAAACAGGAGAACUUCAUGGAGCUGCCAUUGGGCCGAUGUCCAGGGGCACUGCGGCUCCUCGUGACCCUCACGCCCACCAUGGGGGUCUCCAUCUCUGACCUCUGCGUGUGCCCCUUUGCAGAUGCCAGUGAGAGAAAGCAGAUCGCCCAGCGCUAUUGCUUACAGAAUUCCUUGAAAGACAUGAAGGAUGUUGGCAUGUUACAAGUGAAGGUAUUAAAGGCGGCAGAUCUCUUAGCAGCAGACUUCUCAGGGAAGAGUGACCCCUUUUGCUUGCUGGAGUUGGGCAACGACCGGCUGCAGACACACACCGUGUACAAAAACCUCAACCCUGAGUGGAACAAAGUUUUUACAUUUCCCAUUAAAGAUAUCCAUGACAUCUUAGAGGUGACAGUGUUUGAUGAAGAUGGAGACAAGCCCCCUGAUUUUCUCGGGAAAGUGGCCAUCCCCUUGCUAUCGAUAAGAGAUGGACAACAAAACUGUUAUGCGUUGAAAAACAAAGAUUUAGAGCAUGCUUUUAAAGGAGUCAUUUACUUGGAGAUGGACCUCAUAUAUAAUCCGGUCAAAGCGAGUAUUAGAACCUUCACCCCCAGAGAAAAGCGCUUCAUGGAGGACAGCCGGAAGCUGUCCAAAAAGAUCUUAUCCCGAGAUGUGGACCGUGUGAAGAGAAUUACCAUUGCCAUAUGGAACACAGUCCAGUUUCUUCAGAGCUGCUUCUUGUGGGAAUCUACGCUAAGGAGCUCUGUAGCAUUUGUGGUGUUUCUAGUCACGGUCUGGAACUUUGAGGUCUACAUGAUCCCGUUGGCUUUGCUGCUCCUCUUUGCCUACAAUUUCAUCACACCCUCCAAAGGGAAGGUUGGAGGUGCCCAUGACAGCCAGGAGAAUACGGAUGUGGAUGAGGAAGAUGAGGAGGAGGACAAGGAAUCUGAGAAGAAAGGGAUCAUUGAGAGAAUCUAUAUGGUGCAGGAUAUUGUCUCGACUGUACAGAACAUCCUGGAGGAAGUGGCUUCUGUUGGAGAAAGAAUUAAAAACACCUUCAACUGGUCCGUCCCCUUCCUCUCCUUCCUGGCCUGUCUCCUUCUGGCCGUGGCCACCAUCACACUGUAUUUUAUUCCACUCCGCUACAUCAUUUUAAUCUGGGGCAUAAAUAAAUUUACCAAGAAGCUUCGAAACCCCUAUGCCAUUGACAAUAAUGAACUGCUGGAUUUCCUCUCCCGGGUCCCAUCUGAUGUUCAGAAGGUGCAGUACUCGGAACUGAAGGCCUUCGGGGGCCACAGUCCCCUUCGGAAGAAGCGAAGUGCCCUCUAGGAUGUGCCCCGACUCACCUGGCAUCCCAGCUGCUCCUCAUCCUCUAUUAUGUAUAUCGGGUUGAUAGGACCAAGUCCUGAUCUGCAGCAUCACAGCAAUUCAUGCUCUGUGAUGCCCUGCGUGUGUUUUGCAUCUCAUCUUU
Molecule: messenger RNA, 2794 nt
Organism: Suncus etruscus (white-toothed pygmy shrew)
Lineage: Eukaryota; Metazoa; Chordata; Mammalia; Eulipotyphla; Soricidae
Gene: MCTP2
Product: multiple C2 and transmembrane domain containing 2
Biological process (GO): regulation of neurotransmitter secretion
Cellular component (GO): synaptic vesicle membrane
Molecular function (GO): calcium ion binding
Source: RefSeq, a predicted model, not a curated record